AUGACAGCAUCGGAUACUCCAAGUGGGGACAUUUUGACAGAAACGUCGAAUGGCAGCUCAGUCGAGAAUACAACGGAGGAUGAAUCUGUGAAGCAGACCGACGGAGAUAGGAAGAGGAAGAUGGAUGAAACCGAGAUCAGCGGAGGCAAUCACGUCGAUGAUUGUGUUUCACCCAGCAAGAUGCAGAAAUCUCAAUUUGUCUGUCUACCAUUUUCAGAGUUCAAUGUUCAGAACAACUUUAGCGAGGACAUGCAAGUGUUGAAGUCUAUGUGGUUCAGCAAGAUUUCGGGGUCGGCUCACCAAGACAUUCUUGAAUCUUUCUACUCCCCUCAGGCUAAGCUCUACGAUGGGUAUCGCUCCAGAAUGCUCCAUGCAAGGCCUCCGAUGAUGAAGAACCUUUCGAUUGUAUGGGUUGAUCUUGGGGGCGGGACUGGGUCUUCUGUCGAGUACAUGUCCAAUGCGCUAGAUGAAGGCUGGUUCUCCAGCGUCGUUGUCCUAGAUCUCUGUCCUUCUUUGCACAAGAUUGCUGAGGAAAGGGCAAAGAAAUGGCCGGGAAUCGUCAAAGCUGUCCUUGGGGAUGCGUGCAACCAGAACGAAGAGGGUCUUCCACCAGCUGGAUCGUGUGACCUUGUGACUUUCAGCUAUUCUCUGGUCAUGAUACCUGAUUGGAAGGGUGCAAUCGCCAAUGCACUCCGCUUGCUCCGUCCUGGGGGUAGAUUGUGCGUUUGUGACUUCACCGUCCUGCCGCAGAAAGGACAGUGGACAGUGACACAGGAAAUGUGGAAACGGAUCUUCGCCAGGGAUCACGUCCACCUCAGUGACGAGCAUCUGAAAUAUCUAAAGAGCGUUACAGAGCCAGAGAAGGAAGACUGUGGCUUUGGCUCCUUUCCUUACGUUCCCCUACUCAAGGCGGGAUGGUACUGGUAUGUUGGCAAGAAACCAGAGGACGCUGAUGUAAACCCGACGGGCCAGUGA
This is a messenger RNA of Guillardia theta CCMP2712, 975 nucleotides long. RefSeq lists its product as hypothetical. The transcript is spliced from 11 exons. Bases 1 to 975 code for a protein of 324 amino acids. The record is from RefSeq and is a predicted model, not a curated record. Lineage: Eukaryota; Cryptophyceae; Pyrenomonadales; Geminigeraceae.